Molecule: messenger RNA, 657 nt
Organism: Saprolegnia diclina VS20
Lineage: Eukaryota; Oomycota; Saprolegniomycetes; Saprolegniales; Saprolegniaceae
Exons: 2
Coding region: 1-657 (218 amino acids)
Molecular function (GO): nickel cation binding
Source: RefSeq, a predicted model, not a curated record
AUGGAGUGGCAUACGUGGCAGCUCGUGGACUCGCUGUACCCGACGGGCGGCUUUGCCCACUCGCUCGGCCUUGAGAGCGCGGUGCAGGAGAAGAUCGUGACCAACACGACGACGCUGCGUCAGUUCGUCGUCUCGGCGCUGUACCAAACCGGGAACCUCCUACUUCCGUUCCUCUGCGAGGCCCACGCGAACCCCUGUGUCGAGAACUUUGCGCGCCUCGAUGCGCUCGCGCAUGCCAUGACGACCAACCACGUCGCGCGCCGAGCGUCCAUCGCACAAGGCACCGCGCUGCUGCGCGUGGCGACGCAGACGUACUCGCACCUCCCCGUGCUUCGCGCGAUCAAGCAGACGCGCCCGGUGGGCCACCACGUGGUCGUGCUUGGUACGCUCUGCGGUGCGCUGGGCCUCGACAGUCUCGCGAGCCAGCGGCUCCUUCUCUUCUUUACGCUGCGAGACAUUCUGAGCGCAGCGACGCGGCUAAACCUCGUGGGGCCCAUCGAGAGCGCGAAGCUCCAGAUGCAGCUCGCCGAAGUGGCCGAGACCGUUCUACAGACGCGGAAGGACCGGCCUGUGGACGACGCGUACCAGUCGGCGCCGUACCUGGACUUAGUCCAAGGCCGCCACGAUCAGCUUUACACGCGUAUCUUCAACAGCUAG